This is a messenger RNA of Condylura cristata (star-nosed mole), 1808 nucleotides long. RefSeq names its product DEAD (Asp-Glu-Ala-Asp) box polypeptide 19B (gene DDX19B). Gene Ontology annotation, molecular function: RNA helicase activity; RNA binding; ATP binding. NCBI's taxonomy places the organism in Eukaryota, Metazoa, Chordata, Mammalia, Eulipotyphla, Talpidae. The transcript has 12 exons. The coding region runs from base 120 to 1559 and encodes 479 amino acids. Gene Ontology annotation, biological process: poly(A)+ mRNA export from nucleus. The record is from RefSeq and is a predicted model, not a curated record. Gene Ontology annotation, cellular component: nucleus; cytoplasmic stress granule.
GAAAGACUUCCCUCUCCGUGGGGCGGGAGCGGAGCUCGCCGGUACCCCCCUGCACCCACGAUCGCGCCGCACGAGCUAGCGAGUCCCCGGGCACCAGUGUCCCACCCGCGCCCGAGACCAUGGCCACCGACUCUUGGGCCCUGGCGGUGGACGAGCAGGAGGCGGCGGCCGAGUCGUUGAGCAACUUGCAUCUUAAGGAAGAGAAAAUCAAACCAGAUGCCAAUGGUGCUGUUGUCAAGACCAAUGCUAGUACAGAGAAGACAGAUGAAGAAGAGAAAGAGGACAGAGCCGCCCAGUCCUUACUCAACAAGCUGAUCAGAAGCAACCUCGUCGAUAACACAAACCAGGUGGAAGUCCUGCAGCGGGACCCAAACUCCCCCCUCUACUCAGUGAAGUCCUUUGAGGAGCUUCGGCUGAAACCACAGCUUCUCCAGGGAGUCUACGCCAUGGGCUUCAACCGUCCAUCCAAGAUACAAGAGAACGCCUUGCCUUUGAUGCUCGCUGAGCCCCCACAGAACCUGAUAGCCCAGUCUCAGUCUGGCACUGGUAAAACAGCUGCCUUUGUCCUGGCCAUGCUUAGUCAAGUAGAACCUGCAAACAGAUACCCCCAGUGUCUGUGCCUCUCCCCAACCUAUGAGCUCGCCCUUCAGACAGGAAAAGUGAUUGAGCAGAUGGGCAAAUUUUAUCCUGAAUUGAAGCUAGCUUAUGCUGUUCGAGGAAAUAAAUUGGAAAGAGGUCAGAAGAUCAGUGAGCAGAUUGUCAUUGGCACCCCUGGGACUGUCUUGGACUGGUGCUCCAAGCUCAAGUUCAUUGACCCCAAGAAGAUCAAGGUGUUUGUUCUGGAUGAGGCUGACGUGAUGAUUGCUACCCAGGGCCACCAAGACCAGAGCAUCCGCAUCCAGAGGAUGUUGCCCCAGAACUGCCAGAUGCUGCUUUUCUCUGCCACCUUUGAAGACUCUGUGUGGAAAUUUGCCCAGAAAGUAGUCCCAGAACCAAACAUCAUCAAACUGAAGCGCGAGGAAGAGACGUUGGACACCAUCAAGCAGUACUACGUCCUGUGCAAUAACAGAGACGAGAAGUUCCAGGCCCUGUGUAACCUGUACGGGGCCAUCACCAUCGCUCAAGCCAUGAUCUUCUGCCACACCCGCAAAACAGCUAGUUGGCUGGCAGCAGAGCUCUCAAAAGAAGGCCACCAGGUGGCUCUGCUGAGCGGUGAAAUGAUGGUGGAGCAGAGGGCUGCGGUGAUCGAGCGCUUCCGGGAGGGCAAGGAGAAGGUUCUGGUGACCACCAACGUGUGUGCCCGAGGAAUCGACGUGGAGCAGGUGUCUGUCGUCAUCAACUUUGACCUCCCCGUGGACAAGGAUGGCAACCCGGACAACGAGACCUACCUGCACCGGAUCGGGCGCACUGGCCGCUUUGGCAAGAGGGGCCUGGCCGUGAACAUGGUGGACAGCAAGCACAGCAUGAACAUCCUGAACAGAAUCCAGGAGCAUUUCAAUAAGAAAAUAGAAAGAUUGGACACGGAUGACUUGGACGAGAUUGAGAAAAUAGCCAACUGAGACUCCCCACUGAUUGAUUGCUGGUGCCCGCCCGUGAUGCCCCCUGCACGGGACACUCGUGCUUUCAUGGCGCAGGCCUGGACAGUCACCACAAAGAUGAAGGCACGAGUAGAGAGAAACUACCUACCUCACUUAAAUUACGUUUGGACUUGACAAAAAUUGUGCAAAUGAUGGGGGAAGGUAGAAAAAACAAUGUUUACACAACUUUGAAGAUUAGGCAUGAAUACACAGAAAUUUACCUUUUGGAAA